UUUUAAAGACUUAAUUUUGUUCAUGAACGAAAGGAGUAAUUUUUGAGAGGAAAAAUGUAAGCGAAGCAGACAACGUAACUGCACAUAAAUCUGUGUAUUACCCGUGGGAUAUCGUAAUCGGGGAUCGCCCUGUACCUGAGCGGCUUGUUAGUGUGACGUUAUCAAUAUGACACCACCGAGCAAAAUAGUUAAUUAUUAGCGAGUAUUUAUUGCGUUAUCCCUAUCAUUAAUCGUCGCUGUCAGGAGAGAGAACUUAUCUCGCAUUUCAUCGCGGGCAACGCCAACCAUUUACAGCUGCUUGCUUUAGAACUCCACCCUCGCAACAUCGCUGAAGUACAGGCAUAGCAAUACGGAGCAGUUACGCUGGAAUUUCGCGAUGGAAAUCGGUCCAGAAAGCGUUCUAAACUCCGCCGGAGAUCCAGCGCGACAUUGCCCCGAGCGCGGGCGGGGACACACGGCCUCAACCACUGACUCAGCUAUGGUAUUCGGUCUAAAACCAGUCUACAAGAUGUUUUAUUUAUACCUUAUUCUAGCAGUUUUCCUCUGCCUACCCACAUCGAUAUAUUGUGCUCCUGCUCAUCAUGAACAGUCCCAGAACAGUGUUGAUACAAAUGAAGGACGUUUUCAAAACAAAGGCGAACAGUACUACCGCGACGAUGCUAAUAUUGGAGAAAAGGGAACCAUUUAUAAACAGAUGUCACUUAAAGAAAAAUUGCGAGAGAAAUUUUCGACUUCCAAACAUGACAGGAUCGAGGCGAAACCGUUCACCCUUAAAGCAGAAAUCAGUUUGGAUUGGCGUGAUAUGAAGGAUUUCCUUCGCAGUCUAGUGAAAGGUUCGGCAACGACUACCCACCACACCGACGGCACCCCUCCUCAUCGAUCAGCCCGGGACACGGAGACUCAGAUGGGCGCUGCUGAGUCGGGAGACGGCGGAACGGGGAUAUCGAACCUCAGUCCUGCCGCCGUCGUCGGGACGAUCGUCGGAGGGACCGUCGGCGUGUUCCUCAUCGUGGUGCUAACGGUAAUCUUCUGCUCGUACAGGAACUACUCGUCGCUGGAGAUGCGGCAGAGAACAGCCGAUGUGUAUGGUGGGAGAGGGAGAGGGUAUCCUCAGGCCGAAAGAAGGAUGUAGGGAGUGAACCAUUAUAAUAGGGGCGUAUCCAGAAAGUGGUAAUAAGAGGGAGGGGGUCGAACAUGGAUCAAUGUGGGGGAUUGUAAUGAUCAGAUGCAGAGACGGGAUGUGUACGGUGGGAAGGGGUAUCACCCGGUCGAAAAAAGGACGUAGGGAUGUCGGGAGAAUGCCUGAAUCAUUUUGGGGCAUAUCCAAAAUUCGCCGGGACCGAAGGCUGGAUGUGGGUG
Messenger RNA from Strongylocentrotus purpuratus (purple sea urchin), 1359 nucleotides. RefSeq lists its product as uncharacterized. The record is from RefSeq and is a predicted model, not a curated record. NCBI's taxonomy places the organism in Eukaryota, Metazoa, Echinodermata, Echinoidea, Camarodonta, Strongylocentrotidae. Bases 377 to 1132 code for a protein of 251 amino acids. The transcript is spliced from 3 exons.